This is a messenger RNA of Glycine soja, 1199 nucleotides long. RefSeq lists its product as uncharacterized. The coding region runs from base 499 to 843 and encodes 114 amino acids. The transcript has 2 exons. The record is from RefSeq and is a predicted model, not a curated record. Lineage: Eukaryota; Viridiplantae; Streptophyta; Magnoliopsida; Fabales; Fabaceae.
GACAUUAUAAUAAAUUAGUGAAUAUUAUUAGCAUCAAUUCUAAUAAAACCAAUGUUAAGUAUUAAACUCAAGAUGAUGUCAUGUGUCAAGCAUCAAUAUCAGUUUUGUUUAGAACCAAUGUUGUUUUGUCAUCGUUGUACCCGUCGAAGGCGUUGCUUGUCACUACCUCUCUUUGUGUUUGUCAAACUAGUUUGGAGCCCUCGCCCCUCAUUUCAAUGUCGGUCCUUGCCUUUUGUUGCCGCCGUCAUCGAUUUCAGAUUCAAAUAUUAUAUUAUUUUGCUAUUUUCAGUUUCUUAUUUCUUCCUUAAAUCAUUGUUAGGGUUCUAGGGUGUGAGCUUGAUUAUGGAGUGAGAGAGUGUUGGGUUCCAGUAGGGUGAUUUUUCAUACUCAGUGUAUGGUGAAGUGUUGUUGAUGAUUAAGGAAGUGGUGCUUCAUUUGAACUGUGGAUAUAAAUUUAUCAAACUCAUAAUUUCUCAAAAUCCUUAGUGGGAGGAAGAGAUGAUUCUGACUCAGAAGCUUCACAACGCUUUCAAAGGCACUGUCGAGAAGAUCACUGGCCCCGAACCAUUUUCGGCGUCAAAGAAAAAGGAGUUCUCAAUGUCUCUAAGCUCGUCACCGUCGGUGAUAAUCUCGUUGCCAAAUGCCCCACCUGGUCCUGGGAAUCAGUAUGGAGUCUGGCAACAAAGUGGAUUGUGGCCUCAUAUUGAUUUAUUAUUGUUGAUCUAUAAAUCAUUUAAGGAUCUGUUUUUCAAACUACAUGGACUCUUAAUCGAAGGACCGGUUUCAAACUAUGGUUAUGUCAUGUCUAUGUGGACUGUGGAGCAUUUGGAGGAAAACAAAUGAAAUAGUGUGGAAUGUAAAGUUGGAACAAGCUGAUGCAGUGUCGAAUAGAGCUACUAAAAUGAUCAUUGAGUGAACUUUUGUUUAGGGAACGUGAGUGUUUGUGGAUGACCCUAGGGCUAGCAAACACAUCCAAGCAAGUUCUAAGAAGGUUAUCAUCACUGCUCCUGCAAAGGGUGCUGAUAUUCUAAUGUAUGUUGUUGAAGUAAAUGAAGGGGACUAUACUCAUGAGAUCUCUAGCAUUAUAAAGUCUGUGACCAACUCAAGAGUUUACACAGACUCGUGAGAGUUUCAUAGACUUGACUUGUAGACUCGUAAGAGUCUACUUCAUAUAAAAAUAAUAACAAAAUAUCUAUAAU